Molecule: messenger RNA, 6391 nt
Organism: Drosophila arizonae
Lineage: Eukaryota; Metazoa; Arthropoda; Insecta; Diptera; Drosophilidae
Gene: rictor
Product: rapamycin-insensitive companion of Tor
Biological process (GO): TORC2 signaling; positive regulation of phosphatidylinositol 3-kinase/protein kinase B signal transduction
Cellular component (GO): TORC2 complex
Molecular function (GO): protein serine/threonine kinase activator activity
Source: RefSeq, a predicted model, not a curated record
UCUUCGCCGUUGCACUGAGAUAUGGCCUCUCUACAUUCCAGUUGGCGUUUUGGCAAAAAAAGAAGCAAACUACAAUUACGCAUUAAUGUCUCGCAAGAUCCCGAGGACUUUUACCGGUUGGAUCCAACGAAAUCGGCAGCUGAAAAUGCGUAUGACAUCUAUGCCAUGCUCUGCGUGGAAGAGACGCGGGAUACGAAGCGUCUCUUUCUGCUCAAUGCUCUGGCCUCCCUAUGCCUGGCGGCCACCUCAGGAUCGCCGCACAACAACAUACGCUUUAGCACGGAGGAGCUUCUCUAUUGUCUAAGCGCCUCGCUGGUGCACACCUUUACGCAGGUGCGUGCGGCAGCGCUGCGCACCAUACGAUAUACGCUGAGCACACCAAAGGACAUCAAGACGUUCAAUUCGCUGCAGUUGCAGCAUCUGCUAUGCCGCUCCAUCGAUCUGAUGCUAAAGAACGACGAUGAGCGUGUCCAGGCACUGAAGCUGGUGCGCAAAAUGCUGGCGAUAGCACCAGAAGACAUUAGCCCGGUGGUGGUCAGAUGCCUGGUUUCCUUGGCCGACAGCGGCAUCGAGGAGAGCGACAAUCUGCUGCGUGCCUGCCUGGCGACCCUAGCGGAGUUCGCCGUGCUCAACCCGGCCCUGCUGAUCGUAUGCGGCGGCGUCUCAUCCAUAACGCGGAAUGUGCUGGAGUGCCACAAUCCACGCAUCGCCGAAAGCCUCUGCGGUGUGCUGCUCUAUCUGCUCGAAUGGCCGCAGACGCGCAACAUUUGCGGCGUUCGACUCGACUGCCUGGCGGCACCUUAUUGUGAUUUCACGUAUGGACUAGGCAUCAUGGAUAAAAACAAAGAUGCGCGCGAGCUGCGCUAUACCAGCUGUCGACUGGCGUUACUUUCUGUGUUACGCAGCUGGACGGGCACGCUCGAAUUCUGUGAUCCAAGCAAACCUUCAGGCUUGAAAGCAAUAGUUGAUGCUUUAUAUUUAAAUCAAAUUGAAGUUCGAAAAGCAAUAUUGGAUUUGCUUUACGAGCUGCUGUCGGUGCCGCAGCCCGGCUGGACGGAUGACUAUGACGUUGCGCUGCAGACGGUGGAUCCGUCCGACUUCCAGGACUCUUGGCUGCUGAGCAACGGCUUUGUGUCCGCUGAGGGGCGCUCGAUAUUGCCCAGCUUGGCAGCGCGUGCGCCCAAUGUGGUUGAGCAGCACUUGGCGCUGUUGCUCUACUGCUUCCUGGAGACGGGACUGCUCAAUGCGCUGGUCGAGGUGGCCGUCGCGCCCGAUCAAUUUGUAUCGGUGCGCGCCACGGUGCUAAUUGCGAAGAUCCUGCAGCUGAUGCACACGCACUUGCCGGCGGAUAUAUUCAGCACGAGUCCGGCGCUGCCAACGCUGGUUGGGCACGCCACGCAAGGCAAUCAGCAGGCGAAUGCAGCUGUCGCUGCGUUGCAAAACUAUCAGAAGAUUCUGCGGCAAAGGCCGGCGUCGUGCAGCCUGUUCCUUGAUAGCAUUAUACAGGGCGGUGCGCUCAUACAGACGCGUCUCUUCCGGCGCAAUAUCAGUGCACAGGACCAAGGCAGUGCCUUGCAGCUGCAGGAUACGGCUGGGGCGGCGGCAGCGGCCGUGGCCAUGGCAUCCUCGUCCUUUUCACCUGGCUACAGAGGCACGGCAACCCUGGACCGACAGCGACUGGACUCGGUGUCGUCCAGCGACGAGUCCAAUUCGCAGGCAUCGAGCUCCCUGCGCUCGAGCUUUAGACUGAAGCGUAAGUUUCUGCCGCAGGUGUUCAACCUCGACAAUUUGCGUGCCUUAAAUCGACUUUUGCACGAGUCCCAUGUGCUGGUCCAGGCGGAUGCGAAUGCCUGGGACUGGGAGGUGAUCAUCACCAUACUGAGAUCGAGUUUUAUACGCAAGCUGGACUACACGCCGGGCAAAUUCCUAAAUAAAUUCCUAAAGCGCUUGGUGGACUUUUACAAGCCGAGCAACAAUCGCUUCUCACAUCAAGAUCUGGUGCCAGGCUACUCAAUGCCGUCGUACGUGAGUGCCGGCCUCGACCUAAUUGAUGUGCUGCUCGACAGCAGUGAGCUGGAGUGCAUGCGCUACAUAACGGACUACUUCUCAGACGUCAGCCAACAUCUGCUGGCAGUGACCACCUCGAGUCGGGCCCACGACUGUCUGUUCAGUCCGCAGCAUAUGAACAACACCAUGUGCCAGCAAUACUUUCUGUACAUUGGGCGCAUGUGUCGCUCCGCCAAGGGAAUUGAAGUGCUUAAGAACACAACCGUAUUCGAAUAUCUGUUUAUACUGGUUCAGCAAACAGAUCAUGUCUGCUAUGUGAAGCUGAUUGUCUCGGGGCUAAACUACAGCCAUGAGAAGCUGCCGCGACAGGUGCUGGAGAAGGCGCUGACGCAGGCCAAGACGCGCAGUGGACGAUUGUAUGCCACGCAGUUUCUGGCCGUGCUGCUGCGCGCACGCUUGCCCAACUUUGAAGUUUGGGGCUUACCACUGAUCAUACAGCAAACCAAGGAUGCGGAUGGCAGCGUUGUGCUGGCCGCAAUGGAUGUGCUCGAGGAGGCAUGCCAUGACAAAUACUAUCUGGAGGAGAUCGUUAGUCUCUGGCCCAAUCUAAAGAAAUUAGGCGACGUGGGCCGCCUGCUGAUGGCCCGCUUCUAUUCGCUAUCGCGCGGCCUUAACAGCAGCAAGGCUCACAUCGAGGAGGAGAUCAAGUAUUGGCGCACUGGCUACAACAAGCGCUACGUCCUGAUCGUCGAGGCCGAGACCCACUCUUGUCUCACGCUGCAUGUGCGCAACGAGGAUGGCUACUACUCCAGGCGCAACUGCAACCAGAGAGCGCAGCAAGUCCCGCCCAACAUAGCGCCGCAUCUCUAUGGCCAGAUGGUGCAGACCACCCAGGGCAUGACAGCGCUGCGCAAGUACGCCGACUUGCCCCAAGUGCUCGAGGUGCUGACGCGUGGCAAGUGCAACGACGAUGCCGAAUGCCUGGAGCUGAAGGCGGCCAUUUGGGCUCUAAGUCAUGCCUCAACGCAUUCGAAUGGCAUCGAUUACUUUGUGGAAAUAGGCGCCAGGCUCUAUGAGAAGCUCAUACUGCUGGUAACCCAGUGUGAGGUGUACUCGGUGCGGGCGACUUGCUUCAGCGCAUUGGGUCUAAUCGCUGGAACACAGGCGGGCGCCAAUUUGCUAUUCAAGCUAAAUUGGCUCAGCGUGCGACACGAUCGGAACACGAUGUGGCCCGUUCAUCAGCCGGAGGACUGGAUGUCCAGCCAGUUCACACCGGUGCGUCAUCACUAUGAGGACAUGCCGCCGUACAACUAUAUGGGUAUUGAGGAUCAAAUCGAUGCUUCCUACGAUGCUGGCAGCUGUUGGAAUCUGCAGGAUGCCAAUACCACAACUACAACGACCACAGACAGCGCCCGGACCACGGCUGAGGAGUUGCAGUUCGGUCGAUCGCUCAACAUUAGCGGAGUCGCCGCCAAAUCGAAGACUCUGCCGGAGGGAAGCAAUGUGCGCCAGGGCAAACACCAACGCUCGCUGUCCGAAUCAAAGACAACGGACGUAUUUAGUCUGAUAGGCGGUGUCUCCAGUGCGCCAGGCGUUGGCUUCUGUCCCAUGCACUAUCAGCAUCGCAUACGCUACAAUUCCUGCACAGACUCGAAUACGUCGGGCGUCAGCAGCUGUGAGUCGGUGACGGGGCGAACGGCGGCCGCAGCCGCUGCUGCUGGUGUUAUCAACGUCAGUGACUUUCAGCAGUUUCCGCUCAGUCCCAUCCAGAGCAUGUCCAACCUGCAAGAGAUGCCGCCGCAUCACGCCGACAAGCUGCGGCGCCGCAUUUCCCUGCUGGGCACCACGUUUCUGCAGCCAGCGCUCAGUCCGCUGGCAAUGGAAGGCUAUGCGAAACUGCGCUCGCUGCGCGCUCGCAGCCGUCCGGUGUUCUCAGAGUCGGCGGCGGAGCUCUACGACUUCAUCGACAUUGUGGAUAGGGGCGAGGUGCAGCCGCGCAAGUACUCCUGGGGCGAAUCCCAUCGCCGGAUGAAGGUGCGCAGCUUGGAUCGACAGACGAUGCUGAAUGUAUUCACACGUCUCUCGUCGGAGGAACUGCAGGUGCCAUUGCCCACGCUGAACACGCCCAAGUUUCUGCCGCAGAACGAUCUACAAGGACCGUGCUACACGGGAAUCUGUUUGCCGAAGAACGCGCUCGAUUUGUUUCCGUCGCGCAAUCUGAGCCGUACGUAUGUCUCAUGUGAUAUCAUUGAUCAGGAUCUGACGGGCGUGAAUCUGCUGAGCGUGCGGCCGCAGUUUCUGACGUUCCUCAACGACUCCAUCAACAAUGAGGGCGGCGAUGAAUCCUCGGUCAUAUCCUCGCUCUCCGAUGUCUCAUCAUCGGCCAGUCGCCGGCCAUGCAAGUGGCAACAGGGCUCGAAGCAUGCGCGCAGUCAAUGCCUCUACUGCACGCGCUCGCGUCGUCAACGCGUGCAGGCCCAGGUGCCGGCACAGGAUAGCAACAGCAACAUCAAUAGUAAUAGUAAUAGUAAUAGCAACAGCAACAGCAAUAGCGCAGUCGCGCCCUGCGAACUGUACAGCAGUGCAUCGGCAACGCUCGUCGCCGCUGGCAUGCAGGCUGGCCCGGCGCUGGCCCGCAAGAGCACGGGAAAGUCGAGCGGCGCUGCGAUACAGCUAGGGGACAUGAGCUUUCAUUCGCCCGAGAGCAUACUGAGCGAAGAGGGUCUGCCGGGCAAGGUGACCGCUUCCAUACUCUACAAUGUGCAACGCAUGGCCAAUCCGGUCAGCGCGAAGCAGUCGAAGAUGUCCCUGCUCGAGCUGAAGCAGAAGCAUCCGCAUGCCUUUCAGGACAUUUGCCUGUACUCGGAGUCCUGCAAGACGCUCGGCCGCAGUAGCUACCGCAUGAGUGCGCGACGCUUCCUGCAGGAGCUCUUCCUGGACCUGAACUUUGACGCGUUCUACGUGGAGCCGCAGCUGAUUAUCAAUGCCCGCAAGCAGCCAGCCGAUGGGUCAGCUGGAUCCCUAAGCUCUGCUGGGGCUUCAACAUCAACGAAUCCAACAGCGGCAACGCCAACGUCAGCAUCAGCAGCAGCAGCGACCCCAACGGCAGCAGCAACAGCCACAACGCCAACAUCAUCAUCAUCAGCAGCAGCACAGGUAGCAGGAAGUCCUUCGAAUCCAACACUAUUAUCUCAUAAGGCACAGCUGAAGCCAAAGCAGACGGCGCAACUAGCGAGCGUGUACGAGACCAGCUGGGAGAACCUACUCAUGGAUCAGUCGCCGCGCGUUGGCGAGCACAUCGGCGCCAACGAGUCUACGGUGCAGGCAUAUUCUGGACUGCCACGUCGGAAGACUGCGGCGGAAACCCACAAUGAGCCGCCCAUUGACGAGGCGAGGAUUAAUGAUUUAAUGAAGCUAGUUCGGAGUCGAUCGCCGCGCAUCGGGGCCAACAAGGCUCCAGUGCAGACUCCGGCCAACCGCAAUGAGCUGCACAUUGACGAUGCGACUGAGGAUGCAAUGAGCAGCGACGAGGAUGCUGGCGAAGAUGUCUGUGAUGGCAGCCUUGACGAGACACAGGCCAGCAGUGUGAGCGCUGCAAACCCCGCCCUCCCUGCCCUCCAGAAUAACAAGCGCUGCAGCGGCGGUGCGAUUAGUCAAAUGCAGGAAUCACCACCGCCGACGGCGACUGCGACUGCGACUGCAACUGCGACAACAACGACGACGGCGACCUCCUUAUCAUCAUCAGCCGCAACAACUCCGAUAGAGAGCACGACGUGUGCUAAUCUUCAGAACGAGAAUCGUCAGUAUACACGCGGACGUUCCUGUACGCUGGAGCUGGAUUUGAGCUGCACGAAGAAUAAAUUCCCGAUCACGAAUCGGAAUCGAACGACGGCCACAAAGUCGGACCAGGGAUCGAUGCUGGGCUCAAUGAUUGCUCGACAAAUAAGCCUGGAUAAGCUCUACUACACCAGAAUGACCAAGAGCCUGACUGCAUCCGCAGCGAAGCCCGUGGGCAGUCUGUACUGCGAGAAGCGCCUGCAGAGCUCCAAGUCGGAGGCGCUGCUGGAUAAGGGCGGUGGCAGUGGCGAUGGCGGUGCUGGAGACGGAGACGGUGACGGUGUUGGGAAUGUUUCCAAUGAUACUAUCAAUUGGACGCCACCCAAACGGAGCUAGAAGACAACGUGAUCCCGAUCCAUAUCCAGAUCAAGCAUACAGCAUCAACGCCCGCCCUGCAAGUAACUAGACUUUUCUCUAAUGGAUUAAGUUCUUUUAGCUUAACGCGAUAAGUUGUCCAUGGUUUAUAUUCGAUUUUUUUUUUAAUAUUCGCUGAGCGAUUUAUGUAAGUUGUGCAUAUAUAAUAUAUACAUAUAUAUGUUACGAUCAC